AUGAUGUUGGUAGAUGACUUUGGUAUAUGGCCGAUCGCCGCGGCGCUGGUUAGCCUCUUUAUUGGCAAAUGCCUGCUAACCAUAUAUUGGCAUCCAUUGAGUCGAUUUCCCGGGCCUAUACUGGCCCUCAUCGGGCCGUUCUACGAGUUCUAUUAUGAUGUUAUCAAGGACGGGACAUUCCUCUGGGAAAUUGAGAGGAUGCAUCAAAAAUAUGGCCCAAUCGUCCGGAUAAACAGAAGGGAGCUGCAUAUUCGCGACUCGGAAUUCUACUCCCAGAUAUACGCUGGAAACAGUCGAAGGAUCGAUAAAGAUGCACCAACUGUUCAGGCCUUCGCCGUGCCCACCUCCGUGGCGGCUACUGUCAACCAUUACCACCAUCGUGCACGCCGCGGCUAUCUCAACCAGUACUUUUCGAAGCGCUCUGUCGGCGAUCUCGAACCAAUCAUCCGAGAGAGAGUUGACCGGUUAUGCGGACGCUUCAAAUGUGCACUGCAGACACAAGAGGUGAUCAGCUUGGACUCGGCCUUCUCCGCUCUGACAGCGGACAUCAUCACCUCCCGCCUGUAUGGAGAGCACUUUAACUAUUUGGGGCUCGAAGACUUCAAAUUCGCUGUCCGGGAGACCUUUGAAGGCAUGUCGCUAGUGUUCCACCUAUCUCGAUUUAUCCCCUUCUUGAUGGCAAGUCUCAAGCUCCUCCCAGUCGCGAUCAUCAGAUUGAUAAUGCCGAGUGCGGCUGAUCUUCUGGAGAUUCGCGAGGACAUCAAGCGCAAUCUCCUUUCUGCUCUAGACACCAAGAGCCAGACUCAGUCUAGUAGAUCAGUAAUUGCAGCUGCGCUCAAAGAUCCACAGAUUCCGCAGGAGGAGAGAAGCAUUGAUCGUUUGAUGGAUGAAGGGACCACUAUUAUUUUCGCUGGGACGGAAACUUCUGCGCGAGCCCUGAGUGUGGCCUUGUUCCAUUUGCUCGACACCAAGUCACAUCUGAAGAAGCUGCGAGAUGAACUCAACUCUAGCUUGGGGACCCGAGCGAGCAAAGAAUGGACUCUCUCCGAUCUAGAAGCUCUUCCAUUUCUGACCGGCGUCGUGAAUGAAUGCCUUCGCUUAUCCUUUGGUGCUGUUGGACGUCUUCCGCGGGUAGCCACGCACGACGCACUGCAGUACAGGGAGUAUAUAAUUCCACCCGGCACUCCUGUCAGCCAGUCUACCUACUUUGUCCAUACAGAUCCAGCAGUAUACCCCGAUCCAUUUGUCUUCGAUCCCGAGCGAUGGAUCAAGGCUGAGAAUGACGGCGUUCCGCUGGGAAGGUACCUAGUCAGCUUUACCAAGGGAACACGCCAGUGCCUUGGAUUAAACAUGGCGCACGCCGAACUCUACAUUGCUAUCGCUAGGGUCGCGCAUGCAUUCGACAUGGAGCUUUACAAUACAACUAAAGAUGAUAUCGAAGUUUAUCAUGUCCGCUUGGUAGGGUAUCCAAAGAAAGUGCGUGGGCAGUCACCAGGAAAGGGCCAGGUCAAAGUCAAAGUCACCAACAUAACGGAAGCUAAGGCUGAAGAAAGCUAG
This is a messenger RNA of Penicillium samsonianum, 1557 nucleotides long. RefSeq names its product cytochrome P450. The transcript is spliced from 5 exons. The record is from RefSeq and is a predicted model, not a curated record. NCBI's taxonomy places the organism in Eukaryota, Fungi, Ascomycota, Eurotiomycetes, Eurotiales, Aspergillaceae. Gene Ontology annotation, molecular function: heme binding; monooxygenase activity; iron ion binding. The coding region runs from base 1 to 1557 and encodes 518 amino acids.